Messenger RNA from Leptosia nina, 273 nucleotides. The record is from the annotation of a GenBank genome assembly. NCBI's taxonomy places the organism in Eukaryota, Metazoa, Arthropoda, Insecta, Lepidoptera, Pieridae.
AUGGUUGUUGGUUUUACAAAAGGAGAUCGUCUUCUGGAUAUCCCAUGCAAUGUUUGUGGUGAUAGGAGUUCCGGCAAACAUUACGGAAUAUAUAGCUGUGAUGGAUGUUCUGGCUUCUUCAAGAGAUCUAUACACCGAAACCGCGUAUACACUUGUAAGGCGGGCGGCGAGAUGAAAGGGCGUUGUCCAGUCGACAAGACUCACAGAAACCAAUGCCGUGCUUGCAGGCUCGCUAAAUGCUUCCAAGCGAAUAUGAACAAAGACGGUAAGUGA